AGUCCGUCUCGCAGUGCCCUCGGCAGCACUGCCAGCCGAGCCGCGCGCUCACAUCGCAGCGAAAGGCUGGGAAGUGGUCGAGUCGUUUCCGCUGGAGCUGGGCUAUGAACACUGGGGCGCUGGUGCGUGUGCCUCGAGUGGAGGAGAGAAGACAGACGCAACGGCUGAUGUGGGAGCGGGCAGAUGUCGUACUGGCGCACCUCCUGCCUCACGGCUUACCAGAAGGCACGCCGACGGCCUUCACGCAGGUCGGACAUAUCGCGCACUUGAAUCUGCGGGACGAGUAUCUUCCCUAUCGCUUCAUCAUCGGGCAAGCUUUGCUCGACAAGAAUCCUCAGCUGCGCACUGCCGUGAACAAGCUCGACUCGAUCGAUGCGCAGUUCCGCUUCUUCGACAUGGAGCUGGUUGCAGGCGAUGAAGACUAUGUCACAACAGCUAGCGAGUCCGACUGUUCCUUCACGUUCGACUUCCGGCAAGUCUACUGGAACUCGCGCCUGCACGCAGAGCACCAACGGCUCGUCCAGUCGUUCGCGCCGUACGACGUGCUCAGCGACGUCAUGGCCGGCGUCGGCCCUUUCGCGCUCCCCGCCGCGAAGAAGGGCCUCUGGGUGCUUGCCAACGACCUCAACCCGGCCUCGUACGAGAGUCUUGUGGGCAACAUGAAGGCGAACAAGGUCGAGCCGCGCAUCCGAGCGAGCUGCGAAGAUGGCAGAGCGUUCAUCCGGAGCAGCAUUCUGCGAGCUUGGGAGGAAGCAUUCGAGGGCCCGCCGUUGCGGCCCGAGGAAGACGACGCAGUCAAGAGUGCCACGCAGCUGGCGAAGGAGAAGCGCGCACAGCGGUCUUCUCGACCCGCCGCGAGCUCAUCACAGGCACAAGCACCCGCGAAGACGAAGCGUGCUACAAUCGAGCGCCUCCCGCCGCGCAGGCUCGUCGAUCACUUCGUCAUGAAUCUGCCCGCGUCGGCUCUCGAGUUCCUCGACGCCUAUCGCGGCGCGUACCUGCCGCUGCGCGACGCAGUCGGCGCCGAGGUCCUCGAGGCGGAGUUGGACGCACGCGAGAAAGAGGGCAAAGCGAGGUGGCCCAUGGUGCACGUGCACUGCUUCACGAAGGAUCUGGCAGGGGCGCAUGAGGACGUCUGCCACCGCGCAAACGCAGUCCUAGGUCUCAGAGGCCCCUCGCGUCUCGUGCCGCCGCCUUCUGCUCCCGACGCCUCGCCUCGCGCAGCGCACUCCUUGACCGUGCUCUCUCCCGACUCGGCACGCUUCACCGCCGAGUCCUUUGACGGCCUGCCGCCGAUGCCCGAGCUGAGCCUGACGUGCGUCCGAGCCGUGGCGCCGACGAAGGACAUGUACUGUCUCUCGUUCCGCCUGACGAGGGAGAUUCUGUUCGAUGGGCAAUAGAUGCAUCGGAACUGGGAGAGAGGACAUAGAGGCCAUCGCAUUCGUGAAAAGAGGGGCAUCGCAGAAGGUGAAGAGGAGUAUGUACAGCCGCAUCGUGCAGCAAAGGAAGAAGAAAGAAGGAGAGAGAGGACCAAUGAGCGCAAGGAAGGAAGCUGACGCCGCAGCUCUUUGUCAAGACGAAGGGAAAAGGGAGGGCACGCAAGGUCCAAGAACGAAGGGUGUGGCUGCGCAGGAGAAGAUAUCCGCUGCGCACGGGUAAUGAGAGGGAUCGCGGGAGUGGCGCUGGCGGGCCGUCGAGUAGCGUCGCCGGUGUUUACGUGCGGAAGAAAGGGUUGUUGCCUGUCGGCUGGCUCGCGAGGCGGUUGGAGCUGUGUCCCACUGCAAUAAGGAGCGCACGUCAGCGACCUCUCCUCCCACGGUCACCACGAGCAG
This is a messenger RNA of Tilletiopsis washingtonensis, 1832 nucleotides long. RefSeq lists its product as hypothetical. Lineage: Eukaryota; Fungi; Basidiomycota; Exobasidiomycetes; Entylomatales. The record is from RefSeq and is a predicted model, not a curated record. Gene Ontology annotation, biological process: mitochondrial tRNA methylation; tRNA N1-guanine methylation. The coding region runs from base 105 to 1400 and encodes 431 amino acids. Gene Ontology annotation, cellular component: mitochondrial matrix; cytoplasm. The transcript has 5 exons.